Messenger RNA from Rhopilema esculentum, 3313 nucleotides. RefSeq lists its product as uncharacterized. Gene Ontology annotation, biological process: cellular response to tumor necrosis factor. The record is from RefSeq and is a predicted model, not a curated record. Lineage: Eukaryota; Metazoa; Cnidaria; Scyphozoa; Rhizostomeae; Rhizostomatidae. Gene Ontology annotation, molecular function: NF-kappaB binding. Gene Ontology annotation, cellular component: cytosol.
AUUAAAACAUGCCCUUAUGAGUCACAGAAACUGUCGCAGCUUCCCAUCCAUUGUUCUGCGAAGGAGAUAAAGCGGGACUUUCCAAGAUGGCCGGAUGUUGAUAAGAAUUUCUGACUUCUGUUGAGGGUGAAAUAUUGUUUAUAACAUGCAAAAUGUCUGAUGGUGCAUUACAUUAGCAAACUAUGGCACAAAAGGAAGUGAAAAUCUAUGCUAUAGAUACACACUUUUUUCAGCUAAAGACCACUGAGUUGCCGUCAUGAUUAAUUACGAAUUUGAGGAACUUUUCGAUCUGCUCAUCUUCUACGGGAAAGGAAAACAUGUCUCAGGGGAAUCAUCGGAGUCGGAUCUUCUCAAAAUAGAUGAUUCUGGUGACAACUUGCUGCACAUAGCUGUGAUAAACCAAAGAAUGGACCUUGUUACAAAGAUCCUGAAUUUGAAAGAAGAUAUAGUCAGAACUUUAGUCAAUACCAAUAACUGUCUUGGCCAGACGCCAUUACAUCUAGCAGUCAUCACUGGGCAGCUGGCAAUCUCAAAGUUGCUUACCCAAUACAGAGCAAAUUUAGCAUCAAGAAACAAUGAAGGAGACACCUCGAUUCACCUGGCAACCAAACUUGGAAAAAAUGAUUGUCUGGAGUUUCUCUCUCAAAAUUCGGAUAAACAGACUAUCAAUCUUCCAGAUGAUGCAGGAAAAUCUCCAUUGCACUUAGCAGUUGAAACUCAGAACAUCUUAGCUAUAAGCAUUCUUGCUAAGAAUGAAGCUGACAUUAAUUUUCAGAAUGCAAAGACUGGUGAAAAUGCACUUCACUAUGCUGUUAAAAAAGAAAAUGAGGAUAUGAUUCGAAAGCUUUUGGAGCUAGGUGUGGAUGUCAAUGCAGCUGACAUUGAAGGAAACACUCCUCUUCAUUCACUUCCAAAUGCAGAACAUCGCCAGUUGGCACAACUGCUGCUUGAGAAUGGAGCAGAUGUCUAUAAGAAAAACCAUAAUGGACAAUCACCACAUGACCGUGCUGAUAAAACUAUGCAAAGGUUUCUUCAGCGUAAUAGAAAAGACAAGAAAACACGGCGAAGGCGUGUGAAGGAUGGUUCUGUAACAAAUCAAAAUAGUGAAUCAGCCAUGACUUCUGUUGAGACAAGUUCAGAAGGAAUUCCACUGUUGUUCAGCCUGCCCCAAUUUCAGACAGUGCCUCCUGAGAAAAAACUUCGAUUGAAAACAGACACACAAAGAAAUACAAGUCUGCCCAAUAAUAGUGACAUUUCUUCUCCUCCUCUAGUGAACUGGCUAUUAUCAGACGAAUCUCAAAAGAGCCUUGCCACUGAUGAGAGUUUGGAAGUGUUAGACGAAGGCCAAAACACAUCGAUACCCUUUACUUCCUACUCGUGUCCAGUUUCAAACACAUCUGAUGGCACUAUCGACGUAACGAGCAGUGUUAUGAAAAACCAAGAUGGAUAUCAGGACCUCUCUCAGCUGUCCCAGACUUUGACAAGAUCGUUAACUCAACCAACUAAUAGUCAGCUACAGGAGUGUUUGAUCGGAAUAAAUAAUAGCUGCGAAAAGGUGGACUUGGCAUCUACUUCAAGUCCACUUAAUGCUCAGUUUAGUACAACCACUGCAUUUACUAGCUCUAUAGCAAGCACAGAAAGCAACCCAAUGACGGUGACCAAUCCACAGGCAGCCGGUGUCUCCACCACUCCUACAACGUCUGCCAGUCAGUGCUUUAGCAUAGAUCAGGCUUUCAAUGAUAUUGGCUUGUUUGAUAAGGAGAAUCAAGAACUUGCACAAAAGAUGCCAACCUUCUUGUGUCACGUUGAAGAAGUUGCACGUCAUCUAAAUAUAACUCCUGCAGAGGCACUGACGAAGCUGUUAUUGAACAAUACUGUGCAACAAUAAUGCUAAUAGGGUGGUGAGUCAUCUAUCUCUAAGUAUCUCGCCAUUCAUCUUUGACACGUCAGUUCAAACUGAUUUUAAAAAGUAACGCUCUGCACUAAUUUAUAAAUUUAUACUAUUUAUACUAUUGAAUAGAAUUUAUGAAUAGCAUAGACGAGGCGUGUAUAAUAUAUGCAAAUAGGAUGGAAAGGAGACUAAAGUGGAACUGCGAAUUUUUGAGAGUGGGAAUAAAUGUUUUAGAGUUUUGUUUCAGUUUUGUCGUAAAGCCUUGAAAAGGCCUUCCCCUCGAAUAAUCCCACACCCUAAAAUAUUUUUGCGAAUUAUUUUAAGAUUUACAGUAAUUGGUUUUUCCCCCAAGAUUAUAUAUAUUUACAAAUACAUUUCCGAGCUUCAGGUUGACAGGUGAAUGUUUAUCGUCUGCUUUAAAAACCGAUAGCCUUAGGUGAAGGGAUGAAGAGUGUUCAACAAAAAUGUAAAAACAACUCCGAAAGACUAAUUAAGAUAAGGCGCAGUUUUAGCGAGGUUUGUAUAUUUUCAGCUAUCUUUCUUUGGACAUUUCUUCUGCGAUUACAAGUGUACAACUUUUCAGCCAUGAUUUGCAACAGAAAAUGGGGUUUUUAGUAUCUAAUAAUCUCUCGUGGAUGCUUGGUAGAUCUUCGCUAGUAUUAAUUAUUUCAGGGACUUGAUUCUUUAAGCAAUCCUGAAAUAGCAUGCCUUGAUAUGUUUUUGAACAUUAAAAGUCUUAGCAAUAUUUUUAUUGUGAUUUUAUUUAGUUUUAAUUGCUCUGUCAGCUAAUAUAACUACAGUUCUAUGUAGUCUUUAACCCUUGUCCUUAGACAUCUUGUUGUAAUUUUGACAUCCGCAUAAAAGUGCCAAUUUUGACAUCCGCAAAAGGAUCCGCAUAAAAGUGCCAAUUUUGUAACAAUAAUUUGGCUCAAUUUCCAGCCUUGAAUGGCGAUAAAACCUCUCAAAAUCAACCAUAUUGUUUUUAUACUGAAUCCUGAAAUUCUGAUUGUCACAAACUCCUUGAAAACCCACAAGCUGGAACUGGAAUUUCGAACAACGCUUGUUAACUAAGGGCCUAGUCAGUCAAUCUAAUGUUGGUUCUUUUGUGCGGAUUUUAUUAAAAAGUAUUUAUCAAAAACGCAUGUCUAUAUUUCGCCUAGAUCACAGAUACGUUAUUAGUAUCAUCGCCAGGAGUAGCAAAUAUUUAAUUGGUUGGCUGUUGUUGAUUGACAGCUUUCUUGUGACCAAUCAGAUUUAAGAUCUUGGAAUUUUGCUGUAAGUGACAAAACCUUUCUUCUUUCUUGCACCUCUGAAUUUGUUAAUAUACGAAAUGAUUUAUAGAUUAAUAUGUAUCGAUUAGCAUUAAAAAUUAAAUUAUUGAACAUAUUUCAUAAAGUAAAUGACAUCUAAAGUUGGUAAAAA